UAAGAAUGCAAAUGGCUGUCUUUCUACUGAACAACUGCAGAUUUCAGGGAUGUGGGCUGCGGUUUGAAACUCUUGGAGACUUGAUACAACAUAUAGAAGACACACAUAUUGACUCAGACCCACAAGUUCUGGAGAAGCAGGAGACUAGACAGCCAACAUCUCUAGCCCUUAGCUAUAUUUUACGCUGUUUCACUGACGAAGGAAGGCGGGUUCAGCAAGAGUUUAACAGAAAGCAGAGAGAGUGCUUUGAGUCACCAACCACGACGAUGAGGAGUGUUACCCCAUCUGGAAGUGAAUUUGAUGACUAUGAUUCCAACAGCGACGAGGAAGACAGUGACGCCCCACUAACUGCGCAGGAAUUCUCCGCUGAGCUCAUUCUCAGCAUGGUGAAUGGCCGUGAAAGUCCAGGAGAUCCGGAGAAGCCACUGGCUUGUCCAGUACCUGGCUGUACCAAACGAUACAAAAACAUCAAUGGUAUGAAGUACCACGCUCACCAUGCUCACAAGAAGGAGAUCAGUCAAAUCAGAAAAGCGACCACAAUAUACAACUGUAGGUACUGCAGCAAGAACUACAAGACGACCAAUGGUCUCCGCAAUCACAUGCUCAACCAGCACACACCCGCAGACGUCAUGGCGAUCAAACCUGCACAGCUCGCCACAUCCAGUUCCGUGUUUCUGUCGUCCCAGAAGGCACUAGCUAAACACUUAGAUAAAUCCAACAAUGAAUGCAGCGCUAGUGCCAUCUUGUCCGAGUCGUUCGACACAUCGUGUGAUGCCUCAUUUGCAGUGGACAAUGUGACACCAUCUGAACUCCCGUCGCCUGUAGCCAUAAGGAGAAUAACAAUGCCAAAAAUCAUCCAAGCAGGACUAUCCUUUCAGAACUCAAAGUCGUUGGCUGUUGCCAUGACAACAAAACAGAAGAAAAAACUUUCUACAGAGUCCAUGGAGUUUUCACCGUUCCUGAUUCAGGACGAAGAUGUUCCUAUGGCGAUGUCCCCGGAGAUUGCUGUGGACUUUUAGUACAUUCCGUGUUAGACUCCAGACAACUCCACUGUAGCGUGCACGUGUGUACUUGUAUAUACAUUGUAUUGUUUCAAUAUGAUCAACCCUUUGUGUACUUUAUACUGGGAAAAGUUUACGCUCCGUAAUAGGUAAAAAAAAUUAAAUGGAGAUUUGGACUAUUGGUACAAAGCUUACUAUACAUAGUAUUUCCAUCGUGAACAUUGAACUGAACUCUCAUCUGAUACAGAUUUUACUCGGAAAGACAGAUAUUUGACUGAGCAAAUAUUCCCCAGUAUAGAGUAGCUUCAGUGCCUAUAUUAUUGAUCAAAUCUAAGCCAGCCAGUAUAAGUCAUGAUUGAUGUGAUGAACAAAUUACUUCCCUUUGUUGUAUUUCCUUAUAACAUUUUGGCUUUUUCUUACAUUUUGUUAAAUUGAAUAUAGUCAUUUUUUUACCUAUCCAAAAAUUCUGUAUUGUCCGAUAUAUUUUUUUUUGAAAAGAAAUGAGUCUGCAAACGUUUUUCAGAGUAUUAAAUACUAUUUUGAAAAUGUUCAAAAUGAAUAAAUAAUAAUAAAAAAAUACCUAGAUUUACAUGUCAUAAAAAUUAUAAUUACUAAAUGUUUAAAUUGCAGUACUCAAGCAGCAAAGUAUGUGGGAAGCCUUUUAAAAAGGGGAGGUAAUCUGGAUAUAUUUAAAUAUUAAUUACGGAGGGUGGUAGAAUUUUCUUUUAUAUACUGCAUCAUCUAUCUCCUUAAAAAAAUCUUAUAAUAAGUGAUACAACAGUAUAAUCCCAAUUUCCCAACCCUCCAUGUAUGGAUGUUUAAUCAACCUGCCACCCCUCCCUUUAAAUCAACUCUGAAAUAGCCCUUACGAUUUCUUAUUUUGAUUAAAGGUAAUUGGCAUGAUUACAAAAUAACGUAAACUAUCUGCCUCAUAAAUUCCAGCUGGCCGUGUUAAUGAUUUAAGAUAUACGAGAUACAGGAAUGCCAGACUUGCCAGCAAGGUUUGGCACUGGAGCUCUGUGAUUGGUUGAUGUAGUGCCUUACUGUAUAUGUAUGUAUAUAGAUGUUUGUGAUAUGAAUGAUCAGAUUUAAAUCAUGCAUAAUAGCAAUGUAGAAAUAUUCUUGUUUCUGGUACCAUUGUGUUAGAGCUGUUUCUGUUCCCUCACCAAUGGAAGGGAAAAGAAAAUUAGUUCCGUAGAAUUUGAGUGUUCUGAUCCAAAGAUAUGAUAGGUGGUGCCCUCAAAAAAAAAAAUCUUUAUUUUUUUUUAUUUUUUUUUAUCAUAGAACCCAACUUAGGAAAAAUUUGACUAAAAAUAUUACCGUAAAGUAAUCUGUUGCUGGAAAAAUGAAUGUUUUUUUUUUUCGUGGCCUGAAUGGAUUACAAAGUCUCAACACUUUGACUAGAAAUACAGUGUUCCUGAAACACAUGUCAUGUAAACUAAUGGAAGUCGUUGCUUCACAGCAAACUGAAAGUAAUCCUUUUCUGGCUCAUGCUUGUUGUAACCUAUCUGCCUGACUAAUAUUUUCAGUACCAAAAGUGUUCCUUUACGAGACAAUACUUUGAAAUACAAAGCUAAAUCAUCAGACUUGAUCGUAUGAAUGGCCAGAAGUAUUUCACACGGUAAAGUGCCUUGAUUGUGAUAACCACUCAAAAUAAAUUCUUCAGGUGUUUUUUGUCACUUAUCAGUAAGAUUUAAAGAAAUGUUGUGCAAUGUAUCAAAUUCAUUUUAUUUUUUUGUUAAGUUAAUAUUUUUUUUCAAUUUUUGGAAGUUAUUAUGCCUGUAAUAUUCGCAUGUUAUAAUGACCAUAUUUCAUUUUCUUCGGAUGAGUUGGCAACAUUUUGAUGUCCGUGUGGCUCAAAAUUCACAAGCCAUAGGAAAUAGAUGCGUAUGUUUUCCCUGAAAUUGUCAGUUAUUUAAUUUUGGUAGUGCAAGAACCUGUUUCUGGUAUAAACGAUUGACUGAAGACUGUUUAGUACAGUCCAAAACUUAGUCAAGUUCUCCGUUCAUCCAAUCUAUGAUCUAGGAAAGAUGACGUAAAAUUUACUGUAUUGUAAAUAUUGUUGACAAAGAUGUGUUUGUUUGUUGUCUCGGAUACCUGGGCUACGUUUGUAAAUAUUGAAACGAUAAGAAACGGGUAAUUUUGCGUAAAGAGAGUUAUAAAUAUUCGUGCAAUAGAUAUAAGGAUGCUGAAUAAUAUUUGUUGUUUUCACGCUUGUUUUGUCCCACAGUUAUCUCCCCUUUUGACACUUUCGCUGGUGUCCCAUUUAAUAAUGCUAAAAGAUUGUUAGGUCAGUAUUAUAACUUACCGUAAGUAUGCAAAAUAGGAGAAAAGAACAGGAUUUUUGUCUCUGAAAAAAAUGGUAGUAGACUCGUAUGUAUUUUCUUGCCAAUAUUGUUUUUUAUGUACUUCUCUAUAGAUUAGGGUAAAUUUUAUACCACAAUUUUUUGUAUCAUUUUCAUCUUGAGCUUAUAUCAUUGUACCUUGUCGCACAUAUCGUUAAAUUAUAAAUGUUAUGUAAACAUAUGAUAACUUAUUAACCAUGCAUAAUUAAUUGUUGUAUUCCUCCUAGAAACAUAUUUUACAGCGAUUUUCAUCUUGCCAGAGUUCAGUUAGCCAUUCCUUCAUGAAAGUUGUAUUUAAAAGAGUUGUUUCAUAUUCUAUAAUCUUCCAGUAUAGCAUUAUUUUGUCAGCCUUCAACUCCUGUCAGCUGCUAUUUUAAGGGUUGACACAAACUUCUCUCACAGUUAUGAUAUUUUAUUGGAGAGGUAAGACACCUCAUGUGUAGUUUACGUGUACCCAUACUUGUAAAGUUUAAAAACGUCUGUUUUAUCUGGAGCCGUUGAUAUUAAACUUAUUAGAGAUCAACAGACCCAUUGAUAUAUAAAAUAUAGCACAUGAAUAAUCAACAUUGAAAACAAAACAUAUUUUGAUACAAAUUUUAAUUUCUUUAUUAUUUUACACAAAUCACUUAUGUCUUUUUUAUCUACAAUUCAUCAAUACAAAGUGAGAGUGUCUGUCCAAAGAUCUGUCUGCACAAGUUCAUAUUUUUUCUAAAGUAAUGCAAAGAUUUUUCAAUUUCAAUUAAACUUUGUACACACUAUCUGUAUGCAAGGUAGCUGUUAACUACGCAAUAUAUUUUUCCUUUUGUAAUUUGCUUUUUUAGCAGAGUUAUGCCCCUUUAUGUAAAAAAAAACAAAAAAAUACAUGUCCUGAUUACUUGUCCGAUAUUAUUGCUUAGAUUUCGGUGAAACUUUGCACAUUUUUUCAGCUUGCAAAGUAGUUGUUCACUGUUGUGGUUUUUUCUCGUUUACAGAUUUGUUGCCCUUUUUGAGAAUUACAGAGUUAUUGCCCUUUUUGAGAAUUACAGAGUUAUUGCCCUUUUUGAGAGAUCUAGUCAAUUUAGUUAUCAUUAAGUUUUUUCAAGACAUUGUAAGGUCAAUCAUAUGUAGUUGAACAUGUCAAGCUUACUUGCCCUCAUGAAUAUUUUUCUAAGAGAAGAAUAUGUUGUUUCAUUUUUUAGGUUACCAGGGUAAUCACAUAUUUAUUUCUUGAUGUAAUCUGUAUUAUUUCUAAACAUAUCAGUUGUAUUUCUAUAUAAAAAAAAAUCACAAAUCACCCUUUCUGAAUUUAUUUCAAGACAAAUGGCUUAAUUCUAUAUUAAUUAUUUUUGGAUUAUUUCUAGACAAAUCACUCAUUUAAGUGAUAUUUGUAGAGAAAUGAUACAUUUCUGUAUUGUUUUUAAAUCAAUGCCUCUUUUCUGUAUCACCCAUAUUUUGAGUAAACCCCUCCUUCUCAAUGGCUGCAUGAAAGCAAUUCAUAUCACAGAUUUUUUCAUUUGUUGAUAUCAAGGGUUGUAUUUUAUAAUAUUUUGAGAGAAAAAAACUACCAUUGGUAAUUUGUGAUAAUCUUUUGUAAAUAUUGUGUACAACAAAAAAAAUUCUGGAAGUUAAAAUUUUUCGAAGAUUGAAAAACAACCUUAGUUGUUGUACAUGAACUUUAAAUUGUGCUGGAUAAACAAGAUAAGUUACUGUCUUUUGUCUAUUUCAUAUUUAUCUCCACAUUAGGAUCUAUUGAUGUUGUAUCACUGUGUAACUCUUUAUAUAUACAUCC
Molecule: messenger RNA, 5114 nt
Organism: Mizuhopecten yessoensis (Yesso scallop)
Lineage: Eukaryota; Metazoa; Mollusca; Bivalvia; Pectinida; Pectinidae
Product: juxtaposed with another zinc finger protein 1-like
Exons: 6
Coding region: 6-1019 (337 amino acids)
Cellular component (GO): nucleus
Source: RefSeq, a predicted model, not a curated record